AUAAAGCAUAGACCAAAGGGCCCGAAUGAUCAUUCCAUCUUAACUUUCCCUCCCAAUAACAACCAACGAAGUGCCUCAAAUAUUUGGCCCUUGGGAAUAUCUGAUAUGUUUCCACCAAAGUCAUACAGUUCUAGCUUCUCUGCUAACUGUGAUAGAUAUGGGUUGUACAUCCAUUAUUUUCUGCUUCUGCUUCUACUCUCAGCACAAGCUGUCUUAGGCGGCCACAUUGUCAAGUACUUACCGGGUUACGAUGGCGAACUUCCCUUUAAACUUGAAACUGGAUAUAUUAGAGUAAAUGAGUCGGAAUUGUUCUACUAUUUCAUUGAGUCACAAGGGAACCCUCAAGAGGACCCAAUUUUCCUUUGGCUCCCAGGCGGCCCUGGCUGUUCUUCUUUCUGUGAACUUGUUUAUGGAAUUGGUCCACUGGAGUUCGUAAUUCAAAACUACACCGGGGGUCUACCAAAAUUGAGAUAUUAUCCAUACGCAUGGACAAAGACUGCUAGCAUUAUAUUUCUUGAUGCACCCGUGGGGACCGGGUUCUCCUAUUCAAGAACCGCGGAUGGUUGGCCAACCUCUGACUCCAAAUCAGCAGAACAAUCUUACCAAUUCCUUAGAGAGUGGUUUGAUGAACACCCUCAAUAUCUAGCAGUUCAACUAUUUGUUGGUGGUAAUUCUUAUUCAGGCAUGAUUGUCCCAUUGGUCACUAAAAAGAUUGUAGAUGGUAAUAAAGAUGGAGUCAAGCCAUUUAUGAACCUCAAGGGGUACUUACUUGGGAGCCCACGAACAGAUUCGGUUAUUGAUGAGAAUUCAAAAGUAGUUUUCGCUCAUAGGAUGGCACUUAUAUCGGAUGAGAUUUAUGAGAAUGCCAAAAAGGGUUGCAAUGACACUUACGUGAAUAUAGACCCAGCAAACACAGCAUGUAUAGUUGCGCUCGGCAAUAUCAAAACGUGCAUUAAAGAUCUGUAUCGCAAUGAUAUUUUGGAACCGAAAUGUGUUUUUGCAACUCCUGACCCUGGAGAAGAACCUGCAGCACGAAGGUCUCUUGACGAAGGUCCUUCAGAUUUCCUUCUCUCACCUCCAAUGAUCCCGAAUCUUUGGUGCCGAAAUUUUAAUUAUGUACUCUCCUACAUCUGGUCAAAUGAUGAUACUGUUCAAGAAGCUUUACACGUUCGAAAGGGAUCUGUAUUGAAUUGGGAGAGAUGCAACAAGAGCUUAUCAUACACAAAAGACAUCUUGACUGUUGUUCCUGUUCAUGAAGAACUCAAAGAAUUAGGCUUAGAAGUGCUUGUAGAGACUGGUGACCGUGACAUGGUUGUUCCAUUUGUGGGUACUGUGAAAUGGAUAAAGUCUCUGAAUUUGACAGUUGUCAAUGAUUGGAGGCCAUGGUUCGUCGACGGUCAAGUUGCAGGAUACACAAUAAACUAUUCUGAGCAUGGGUAUCGUUUGACAUAUGCAACUGUAAAAGGUGCUGGUCACACAGCUCCAGAGUACUAUCGCAUGGAAUGCUAUUACAUGUUUGACAGAUGGAUUCAUUACUAUCCUAUUUAGUCAAUAUAUAUAUAUAUAUAUAUCAGGCUGAUCAAGUUAAUAUGUUCCAUGAGUUCCACCUCAUGUAGUGAGCUUGGUUUUUUAUUAAAUAAACUUAAUUGUGUUUUAGCCUUGUAGUUAUGAGAAUCUGAGAAACAAUAUAAAUCUCUGCCAAGUUAUUAAUGUAGUUUUACAUAAUUGCUUUGUUUUAUGCUAAGAAAUGAUUGGUAGUUUUUGUAUGAACUUGCUAGGCAAUUGAAUGUGAUGGGUGGAUCUAACCACAAUAUUUGGCUACAAAAUUGACCAUUUGGUGAGAAAGGGAGAAGUUGGAGAGAUAAAAAAACAAAGUGAGCAUUUGAAGAUA
Messenger RNA from Camellia sinensis, 1891 nucleotides. Its product is annotated as serine carboxypeptidase-like 18. Lineage: Eukaryota; Viridiplantae; Streptophyta; Magnoliopsida; Ericales; Theaceae. The record is from RefSeq and is a predicted model, not a curated record. Gene Ontology annotation, biological process: proteolysis; secondary metabolic process. Gene Ontology annotation, molecular function: serine-type carboxypeptidase activity; acyltransferase activity, transferring groups other than amino-acyl groups.